Bicyclus anynana (squinting bush brown) is the source of this 2255-nucleotide messenger RNA. It is a transcript of the gene Dredd, whose product is annotated as caspase-8. Gene Ontology annotation, molecular function: cysteine-type endopeptidase activity. Lineage: Eukaryota; Metazoa; Arthropoda; Insecta; Lepidoptera; Nymphalidae. The record is from RefSeq and is a predicted model, not a curated record. The coding region runs from base 206 to 1816 and encodes 536 amino acids. The transcript has a single exon. Gene Ontology annotation, biological process: proteolysis.
AUAUCAUAGAUUCAUAAUAUAAUUUUAACAUAAUAUUAUGUUUACGAUCUAUGAACUUAUAAAUUAUAAUAUUGUUAUUGUUCGGCUUCGGAACGUACUUUUUGUUUUUUGAGUGUUUGCUGUUUGAUAGAUUCUAAUUCCAGAAUUUCCAGAGAUCUUUGCGUGUUGUGUUUGGUUUGGUAAAUAAAAUCAGAUUUGUCGCAUAAUGUUACGUUCAGAUGCAGAAGUUAAAUCUUUGGAUAAUUUAUUUGAAAAUGUCAAUUCUGUGAAUCUUGAAACUAUUUUGAAAGUACAAAAUGAUGUUGAUCCUCACGACAUGACUUCAUUGGUAUUUCUGUUGUACGAAGUACCAGACACGGCGCUCCAACGAUUGAUCGUUUAUCAAAGGGUAUCUAAAGAUAUGGAGAGUAAUAAUAUGAACUUGCUCUAUGAUUGGGCUCUUUACGCACAAUCUCGUCCAACUUGGAAAUAUGAAUUCCUGGAAGCUCUCUGCAUAUGUCGACUGUUUAAUGUUAUUAGAAAGCUUGGUUUCAAUGUAACGAGUGUGAAGAAGCACUAUUUACCUGAAAAUGUUUAUGUAAAUGUUUAUAUAGAUCCUGUAAAAAAAGUUUUGUAUAAUCUUUGCGAACAAAUGACAUCUGAGAAUUAUCAGAAAUUAAAAAGGACUCUGACCACAUAUAAUAUAGAUGUUUCAGAACAUGAAUCAUGCGAAGCUGUGUUUUUGGAACUGAUGUGUCAGAAAUUCAUUAAACUAGGAACAUACAACACUGAAAGGAAAGCAUAUACUGCAACAUAUAACUUAGAAAAGCUAAUAACUAUAAUAGAAAACUUUGGAGGGCUCAGUAAAUAUGCUACUAUUCUCAAAGAAGUACAAAACCGGGUGAACAGUCACAAUACUUCAAGUGAAUCUAUUGUCUCUAGUACCCCCUUAACUAAAAAUAAUUCAAGUGAUUCUAAAAACCAGCAAGAAAAUGUAAAGGAAAGUUAUGAUGAUAUAUUUAAGAUGCUCAAUGAAUUGCAUUUUGAAGAUGUACCCAUUCAAAAUUUAAAGUCGGACACUAGAAUAAUAAAAAAGGAUGCCUAUGUGAUUAAAAAUAAAAACCGUCUAGGUAUUUGUUGUAUAAUAAACCAGGAAAUUUUUCACCCUUCAAAGGAUAGUAUAGACAGAAAAGAAAAACUUAAUCUGGAAGAUCGUUUAGGUUCUACAAAAGAUCUCUAUUGUUUGGAACGGACAAUGUCAUCAUUGAAAUUUGAAGUAAAGAGUAAAUCCAACUUAGAUCAUAAGGAAUUUAUUAAAUUUAUCAAAGAUGUUAUAAAAAAUGAUGUCAAACCUGAUGACAGUGUCUUUAUGCUCUGCAUUUUAUCACACGGAGUAAGGGGUCAUGUAUUUGCAGCUGAUUCAGUUAAAAUAAAAGUCGAAGAUAUACAGAAUAUGUUGGACUCUGACGAAGCUCAGAACCUUCAUGGGAUCCCAAAAGUAUUGAUACUUCAAGCCUGCCAGGUUGAUGAAGAGCCAGAAAUUAGUAAGAAAAUAGUAGCAGAUGGGCCAAAGUUAAGUUCCUAUUUAAGAAAGUCUAAUUUUCUAAUAUGUUGGGCUACUGCUCCGGAGUAUGAAGCAUACAGAAUUAUUGAUAAAGGUUCAUUGUUUAUUCAAUGUUUGUGUGCUAUGAUGAUAAAAGAAACAAAGGAACAUUUAUAUGACAUAUUUACAAAAGUAACAUUGAGAGUCACUAAUCUGUGUACAAAUCUCUGCAAGCUUCAGGUACCAAAAUGUGAAUCUACAUUAGUUAAAAAGUUAUAUAUUCAUGAUGAAUAAUCUUUGAAGAUUUUAAAACAAAGAUCAUAGCUUGACCUAGAUUUUUUCAAGAUUUUAGGUCUAGCUUUAAUAUAAUACUGGCAGACCCCUGCAUCUCUGCCCUUGUGAAAUCAGAACCAAAACUGAAAAAUAUAAAAUUUUGGCAACAGAGACAUUUUAAUUAACUGAACAGUUCACUGGAACUGGGAUCAACAGUGCAAUUUUCAGAUACACAGUAAAUAAUAUACAAAAAUCGUUUUGAAAGACAAGUGUUUUAAUUACAAAGUUACAAAACUGCAAUGUAGACAUUGUUGUCGAUAUGGAGGUACAUAUAGGAAUCUUGAACAUAAGUGUUGUACUGGCAAAUCAAUGUCACCUAAUUAUAUUUAUUGUAAUCUAGUUUAAAGUCUAUAUUUUGAUGAAGUACCUAAAGUAAGAAAUAAAAUAUUUACAAUUUUAA